Xyrichtys novacula (pearly razorfish) is the source of this 5081-nucleotide messenger RNA. The record is from the annotation of a GenBank genome assembly. NCBI's taxonomy places the organism in Eukaryota, Metazoa, Chordata, Actinopteri, Labriformes, Labridae.
ACAUCUAAAAAACCUCUGGUACGUUGCCAAGGGCCAAUAUUAUCAGACUUCUCCCUCACACAGAAGGGUCACAUACGUUGAUUUAUGGCAACACUGAUCUUGUGUCUCACUGAAGACUAAAGCGCAGACUUUGGUUACACAGAGUCGAGCCACUGACUGCAGAAUGGAUUCAACCUCUUUCCUAACUGUAACCUGUGUGAACUGGGAUAUCAAAAGUCUGCUGCUCUUCAUCACUAUUUUUAUCCUCACUAUAGACUGCAUUAAGAACCACCGGCCAGCCAGCUUUCCUCCGGGACCUUGGGCUUUGCCUGUUGUGGGUAACAUUUUCUCAUUGGACCACAAAAAGACGCAUGAGAGUAUGACAAAGGUAAAUGAACCAGUCUAAAAAAAUAAUUACUAUUAAAUAAUGAAAAGGUCAACAUAAAAAAACAACUUUGUUUCAUGUUAUAUUGAGAAUUUUAUUUAACUGUUUUUUUUUAAUCUGUUCACAGUUAGCAAAGAAAUAUGGAGAAGUUUACAGCCUACGAAUGGGCCAGGAAUGGUAUGUAAUCUUAAAUGGGUUUGAUGUUCUGAAAGAAGCUCUUGUAAAUCAAGGAGACAGUCUGGCAGACCGCCCACCACUACCUCUGGUUGUGGACCUAAACAAUGGACUAGGUGAGAAAAUGUAAAACAUGGACUGGGCAAAUCCUAGUCCUUGUAUUUGCAGUUCUGUAUCCAAAAUUGAAGGAAUGUCACUUGACCCCAUUCGUCCCCAGUGGCUUUACCCGGUGGUGUGUGAAUGGAAUUAGUAAAAAACUGAUGGGCUCUAUUCAUAGCAGUUUUUGCCAUCGGUGUGUGAAUGGGUGAAGGUGACAUGUAAUUUAAAAGUGCUUUGAGUGAUCAAAUGACUAGAGAAAGCAUCACAUUUACAUAGUCCAUUUACGAUCUAGCGUAAGUGCUACUCAAAAACAGGAGCAGAGACACAGAGGAAAAAGAACUAUAAAUUACAAGAAACCAAGAAAAUUAAGAUGGGACUAAACAUCAAUGUGUUACAAACAACCUUAACUCCACUGUUAAAAUGAGAUAAACUAAGAAAAUUUAAUUUAAAAUUUAAUAAAAAAAUGUGUAUUAAGGUGAUAAUCCUCAUUGUAGCUGUUGCUGGUUUGAUUCCUAGCCAAGGCCCUCUACUACAUGUCUUUCCCCAUUCUCUAGUCCCCACAUUUCCUGUUGCUAUUCAGCGGUCUAAUCUAAUAAAAACAACAACAACAAAAAUGGCCAAAACCACAACAUAAAACAAGUGCAGACCGAGCUCUGAUGGUUUUUUAAUUGUAUGUGAUCCUUUGUUUGUCUUUUCCAUGUUUUCUACUCAAUCUUUUCCCACCUGACGUGGAUUUCUAACCAGGAAUUGGUUUCACCAAUGGGCAAAUGUGGAAGCAACAAAGGCGUUUCACACUCUCAACUCUCCGGCAUUUUGGAUUGGGGAAGAAGUCACUUGAAUCAAUCAUCUUAGAUGAAUUCACACACUGUUUAAUAAAUGUCCAAAGCUAUGAAGGUAAAGUGAAACACUCAGGCAGAGGAACUUUUACAUAAACAAAAUCAACGACUAAUUUCCUGUUAAACUUUGCAGGUAAGCCUUUCAAUCCACACCUCAUCAUUAACAACGCUGUCUCCAACAUUAUCUGCUCCCUGGUUUUUGGACAUCGCUUUGAAUAUGACGAUGAAAAGUUUAAGCAACUGAUUGGCUGCUUUGAAAAAGGACUCCAGACUCAAGCCUCAAUUUGGGGACUGGUAUGCUUGGCAAUUUGAGCAGAUCAUAUCUCUGAUUUAUUUAUGCUACCCCAACUUCGAUGAAAGAAGCUGAAGACAUCUUUAUUUAUUUGGUUUGCUUUAGGUUUAGAAACAACAACAAAAAAAUUGUGAACAGCUCUAUUAUCUAGGCAAAUUCUUGUAGGAUCAGGACUCAGACUCAGCAAAACUAUGUUUAAAAAAUUGUAAUCGGAGCAAAAAAACUGAUCGGGACAUCCCUAUUUUAACAUCCAGUGAAAUAAUAAUGUUGUAUAACACCAUUUUACAAGAUAUUUUACAUUUAGAAAUGUUCUGUCAUGCAUGAAAUUGGUUUAUUAUGGUUGUUAUAUUUCUAAAAACUCAAUUCAAGCUUAAAAUUGUGAAAAUAACAUGAUAAAAAAUCCUCAAAUGAUGAAAAAACUUUUUUUUAUCUCACCAUUUUUAAUUUGUUCUGCUCUGCAGUUAUACAACUCCUUCCCCCGGUUGAUGAGAUGUUUACCAGGACCACAUCAAACAUUCCUGGAUAUUUUCAAUGAAGCAAAGGAGUUCAUAAGAGAAGAGAUAGAGAAGCACAAACAAAACUGGGACCCCUCUGACCAAAGAGACUACAUUGACUGCUACCUGAAUGAAAUACAGAUGGUGACUGGCACUACAUGAAUCUUUCUAUUAUGUACAUUGUACUGUGAAUGAAAAUAUUUGGAGGUCAGUUCUUGGGAAACAUGUUUCAUAACCAACAUUCGUGCUCUCAAAUGUUACGCUGUAUUUAGAUCGUACAAAAUCAGCUUGCUGUCUGUUUACAACCUAAUUUGCAUUCUUGCCAAGGUCUCUGUGUCCAUGAUGGCACUUUGUUUGAGGGCCAUUUACCGGACAGAAUACCCCUUUAUGCUCAGAAAGUACAGACUGAAACACUUUCCAGGGUACCGUUGCCCCUACAGAUUAAUAUAGUUGUAUUACCAUCUAAUCGCUUAAAAUGAUCAAACUACACGUCUUAACACACCUAUUUGAAUAUGUUGACAGGGUAAGAAGCAGACUGGCAACACUUUUGAUGAGGAAAACCUUGUUGCCUGUGUCUUGGAUCUGUUUGUGGCUGGCUCUGAGACAACAUCCACCACCCUGCGCUGGGCUCUCCUCUACAUGGCAAAGUACCCUGAGAUCCAGGGUAAGAUAACUCAUUCAAAAAUAUAUGAAUGGGCAACAAAUGCUUUUACUGGUGGUUUUCUAAUAGGUUCAAACAAAACUUUGAUGAAUAAGGUUGUUUUUUUUUUCCAUUACAAGAUAAGAAUACUGUAUUGUGCUAAUGCUGACAUGAAAGGGUUCAAAAUGUUUACCUGUUGGCUAAUUGUGCACAUCUAUAAUGCCAACACAGCUGUUCUUUACUGACUCUUUGACACAGACAUCAAACUUAAAAACUGAAGCAAGUCAUAUCAGCCUCAAUAUUUUUAAUCAUUAAAAACACAAAUGUAUCAAUGAACUAAAAUGGUUUAAAGGUUUAAAAAGCAGAGGGAGGAAAAUGGCAACAACCCUAACCCCAACCCCCCAGGCAAUUUGAACCCUAAUCUCUCCAUUAAUCAUUAUCUACUCCUGAAGUCUGCAGAUGAAAUUCAUCUGGUUCUUGUGAUUUCUUCCUCACAGCAAAAGUCCAGGCUGAGAUAGACAGAGUGAUUGGACGGUCUGGAAAGCUAUCAAUGGAAGAUCGAGUAGACCUGCCGUAUACAGAGGCUGUCCUCCAUGAGAUCCAGAGAAAAAGCAACAUAGUUCCUCUCAGUGUGCCUCAUAUGACCAACACAGAGAUCCAGCUGAAAGGUUACACUGUCCCAAAGGUAACAUUUCAACAAAACAUGAUUUUACUUCACCCCCACUUAAACAGGAUCUCUUUAUUCACUACACAAGACACCUAGAGAGGGGUGAUAGAGAAGAGCGGCCUGCUUAGUCUGAACCUGAGUGGUGUUUUAUUAUUGGACUUCUGUAAUAGUCACGGAUUGGCCAUAAAAACACCAUGUUCAAGCAUAGGGUGCUUCAUAAGUGUACAAGGCCAAAGGUCAAUGAUAGACCGUAUGGUAGUGUCAUCCGAUCUGUGGCUCCAUGUUUUGGAUACUCAGGUAAAGAGUGGAGCAUAGCCGGCUACUGAUCAGCACCUGGUGAUGAUUUGAUCAGCUAGUGAGAGAAGCUGUCAGAAAGACCUGGCAAAUGCAAACAUAUAGUGCAGUUGAACUGGGAAUGUCUUGCUGAGGCCUCUCUCCAUGAGGUUUAUUAUUGAUAAACUAUGCAUGUCCAAGCUCAGCCAGGUCAGGCAGCAGCAAACUCAUGUUCAAGGGGCAUCAAUACAUGCCAACUUUGCCAGUCUAGAAAUCUAACUGUACAUUUAUUUUCCUAGUCUGUUAACUAUGCAUCCCAAUGUCCAUGCCUUUAGCGGGGGCUGUUGGGAAUUAUUUUCCAAAACAAGCUUGCUGAGACUUUGUGAAGACCACACUUCCAGCCACAGCCCCUGGCUGAGAGUGUGUGCUGUAUGCCACACUUGAACAAAAGGAAACAUACUGAUAGCUGAAUGCAAUAUGACACCACACUUUAUCUCCAUGAGAGCUCAACGAUGAUCUUACAAUCAGUUACUCAAUAUUUGGUAAUUGUUUAUAUCCCUACUUUUGAUACCAUUCUUAUUAACAGGGUGUUACAGUUAUUCCCAAUUUGACCUCAGUGCUAUUUGACAAGGAUGAGUGGGAAACCCCUUUUGCCUUCAACCCAGAACACUUUCUGACUAAGGAUGGCAAGUUUGUGAAGCCCGCUGCUUUCAUUCCCUUCUCUGCAGGUGAGGAUCAACACAAUCAUUUAAGUCUUUCUUCGUUACUCAAGGAAGCUCAAAAUGCUGCUAGGCCUGAAUGUGGUCCUUUAAAGAAUCUUAGAUUAACAAAAAGUCAAGACCUUAUCAUUUUUUAUGAGUUUGUUCUCCAUUGUCAGGUAAGCGGCUGUGUCUUGGUGAGAACAUGGCCAAGAUGGAGCUUUUCCUCUUCUUUACCUCCCUUAUGCAGCACUUCACCUUCUCCAUGCCAGCUGGAGUAAAGCCUGUGAUGAACUACCACUUUGGAACCACUCUAACACCACAUCACUAUGAAAUCUGUGCAACCUCACGCUCAGAGAAGCUGUAACUGAUAAAGAGUGCUGACAAAAGCAUUUUUUGUUUGUUUUCAAUGGUGUCCACUUAUGUCUUGAUGAAGCACUUAAGAGUUAGUAAACACUUGGCUUUCAAUUUAGAUCACAUUGUGAGAAGACCCUAGUUUGUAUUAUUUUUCAAUUGUCAAGUCAAUAAAGUUGAUGUCUUUGCA